This is a messenger RNA of Leishmania major strain Friedlin, 174 nucleotides long. RefSeq lists its product as hypothetical. The record is from RefSeq and is a predicted model, not a curated record. The transcript has a single exon. The coding region runs from base 1 to 174 and encodes 57 amino acids. Lineage: Eukaryota; Euglenozoa; Kinetoplastea; Trypanosomatida; Trypanosomatidae.
AUGAAAACCACAUUGCCCUCACUCUUCUCUCCUCCGCUCCUGCCGGCGCGCAUGACAUCAACGAAGAAGCUCAGCGAUUCGCAGGAGGAGCUGCGCGUACACGUCGACCACGUCUUUUUCUCCCCCCCCCCUCUCCCUCUAUUCCUUUCCUUUCGUACUCUACUGCCUGUGUAG